CGUCAAAAUUUGGAUUCUCAAAAACAGCAUUGUAUUUAAAUUUGAGUAGGAACGCAACCCCAAGUAUAGACUGUACAGGUGGCAACCCUAUCGCACAGAAAAAAAGUAAACAAGGCGGCAUUGCGUCUCGAGCGACAUGACGGAAAAUAGUGUUAGCGAAAGCAAAGAGGAGCAAUCCGUGAACGACGAUGCUCCGACACCAGAGCAGUCAGCACCAGAUAUAGCCACAACCGUGGCUGCUGAACUCAGCAGCAGAGGCAUCGAUUGCGAGGACAAUGCAUCGUUGGACUCGGCAAGCGUUUUCAGCGCCACAACAACAACGACAACAACACGCAGCAAAAGUAAAUCGCCAAAUACGCGAAAACUGAGGAAAUUAUGUCGACGCGCCAAAGCGCCUAAAAUGGUGCAACCGCUUUACAAAUAUAGCCAUCAUGUACGUGAGGAUCACAAUCAUCAAAUCUUUGGUGUGCAGUUUAAUCCGUUUCUGGAUCGAAGUCAAGCGGUGUUUGCUACAGUGGGCAAAGAUCGUGUUUCCAUCUACGAGUGUGUCAAGCGCAAUCCGGAGCUGGAAGCUGGCGAGGAUGACGGUAUACGUCUGCUGCAAGUCUAUGCAGAUCCCGAUACCGAUGAAAGUUUCUACACGUGUGCUUGGUCCUAUGAUGCCAUCACUAGAGAUCCUGUACUCGCUGCCGCAGGUUAUCGUGGUGUAAUACGCAUCUUUAACAUCAUAAAACAUCAGUGUGCUAAGAAUUAUAUUGGACACGGACAUGCCAUCAAUGAACUCAAGUUUCAUCCGGUGUUGCCACAGUUGUUGCUCUCCGGCAGCAAGGAUCAUUCGCUGCGCUUGUGGAACAUACAGACGGAUGUGUGUGUGGCGGUUUUUGGUGGCGUCGAGGGACAUCGGGAUGAGGUGUUAUCCAUUGAUUUUGAUUUGCGUGGUGAUCGCAUCAUGUCUAGCGGCAUGGAUCAUUCUCUUAAGUUGUGGCGUCUUAAUAAGCCGGACAUAAAGGAGGCCAUCGAGCUGAGCUCGACGUUUAACGCCAGUAAAAAUACGGCACCAUUUCCCACAAUUAAGGAGCAUUUCCCUGACUUUUCCACGCGUGACAUUCAUCGAAAUUAUGUGGAUUGUGUGCAGUGGUUUGGUGAUUUUGUCUUCUCCAAGUCCUGCGAGAACUCCAUUGUGUGCUGGAAGCCGGGAAAACUGUCAGCACAGCGUCAGGACAUCAAGCCACAGGAUUCGACAACAGUUUUGCAUCAUUUCGAUUACAAAAUGUGCGAGAUUUGGUUUGUGCGUUUUGCAUUUAAUGCCUGGCAAAAGGUGCUGGCUCUCGGCAAUCAACUGGGCACCACUUUUGUUUGGGAGCUGGACUCAAAUGACCCAAAUCUGACCAAAUGUAGUCAACUGGUGCAUCCCAAAUGUACUUCAACAAUACGGCAAACAUCGUUCUCCAAGGACGGUUCGAUUUUAAUUUGUGUAUGUGACGACAGCACUGUUUGGCGAUGGGAUCGCGUCAAUUAACAUAUUCUAUAUGUAAUAAUCUUAUACAUUCUAUGUAAUAAUGUAUUUAUUUAUAUAUUUAUGUGUGACUUAAACAUAAUUCAAAUAUGUAAAAAGUGGUGGUAAA
Molecule: messenger RNA, 1625 nt
Organism: Drosophila albomicans
Lineage: Eukaryota; Metazoa; Arthropoda; Insecta; Diptera; Drosophilidae
Gene: escl
Product: polycomb protein esc
Exons: 3
Coding region: 137-1519 (460 amino acids)
Biological process (GO): negative regulation of transcription by RNA polymerase II
Cellular component (GO): ESC/E(Z) complex
Molecular function (GO): protein binding; nucleosome binding
Source: RefSeq, a predicted model, not a curated record